AUGUCAUGGGGUCACAGUGCAACACGAUCAUGGAAGGUUAUCAAGUACGUCGACCUCCGUUCCCAACCGUCUCGAAUAAUUAUGGAAUCUGAUCUCGCUGUGAAUUUAUGUAAGGAAAGCCGCUUGCUCACUUUAUCCCAGGGCAAUACCGUGAUUGAGCAGAUCCCCCUUUGUGCGCCUUCGCCGACUGUCAUCUCUCAAUACACAGAGUUUAAGCAGAACGACACUCGAAGCCUGUCAUCAUCCCAACGUUCAUUCUAUAUGUUAGAAUCGCAAUCUUCGCCGCAUCCUGACCUUCGCAGCGUUAUCAAUCCUAUCACAAUCAAAAGAGAGGAUUUCACGAACUCUCCUCAUAACAGCCAGUCUCCGUUGAAGUGUUUCUCUCCCUUCAGUCCCAUGCCUUCACAAUCCUGUCUUUCAACUCCUGUCAAGCUUGAAGUGCAAGAAAAGGCGACUCAGACCGAAUGUCUUGACGAUUGGUGUUCUAGCGAUGAACAGUUAGAAGCUGAGCUUAGUCGUCUCAUGAGAUCCCCACAAUUCAUGUCACUGGUGAAGAAAAUCCAAAGAAUAUGGCCAAAGCUGCAAAUGACUGGUGCUGGAAAUGGUUUUUAA
This is a messenger RNA of Cylicocyclus nassatus, 612 nucleotides long. Lineage: Eukaryota; Metazoa; Nematoda; Chromadorea; Rhabditida; Strongylidae. The record is from the annotation of a GenBank genome assembly.